CCCACCGACCUGGGGAUUUUGGUUGGAGCUCACAUUUCAAAAUCACGACCGACACGACGCUACUAAACAUUGCCAAGUUCUGGAAUCACUCAUUCCCUCUGCGGCGCUACGGCUAGAUUCUCCAGAUGCCUAUCCGACGAUAGACCGUCGCUUGUCUUAGAAACAACCUCAUGUGUUGCAUGUGUUGGAUGCUUUAAUUCAAAUAACUGCCCUGACCUGAUAUUGCCUCCCUUGCACACCGCUGUGGACAAGAUGGCUUCGCGCUUGCCGGGAGAAAUAAGCUCUAGCAGACCAUUGCGAUGUACUUCGCUUCAUCAGAGUAUUUCGGCAUCUGCAGAGAGUCCUGCUACACCAGCUGCAUCGCGCCUAUCCCAGUCGGCGCCUUCAGACAAUAUUCUCGAACCCGGUGCUACCUUUUCAGAUGUAGAGAGUGACUCUGACAGAAGUCUUUCUGAUGAAUCGAUCGAGCAAGACUUAGAAAUCAAUGGCGCUUCUGAUUUAGCCGUGGAAGUCCCUCGCCUGCAAGUUCGCGAUUCACGGCAUCGACGACGCAGGCUCAGUUCGGCCAGUGGGGCGAAAUUGAGGUCUAAUCGUUUGUCCCUGGCAUAUACUUCUCCAAAAACAACCGCGGAGGCGAUGAGCAUAUUCAAUUCUCGCAAAGUCUUGGACGGAACUCUCGGCAGCCCAUUGGAGUCCGCAGAACAUCGCAAGAACUUCUUAGCCGAACUUCCGUCAGCUAUUGCACAUGUGCGCAAUGUCAACUACAGACGAGGAGCUCUCUUGCCGCGGCCCAAAUCCUUCACCAGAGUACAACAAUCGUUGAGCGAAGAGACUUCUCCAGUCGACACGGAUGCUCAGAAAGAGGCAAAGCUAGCGAAUAUCCUGAGGGGCAAGGAGCACGCGCUCAAAGCCCAAGAAGACAUGGACUCAAUGAUUGAGGAUAUGACCGCCUCGAGAGAUACUAAUACUACUAAAGGUGCGCAGCCCACAGGUCUAUCAGCCGCGCGCGGUCCCAAUUCUCUUAUGGACAUAUUAGCAACGCCUAUUCAGGAGGAAGAUGUCUUUACUUUCGAUGACCUCUCUCCGCGUCUUGGUCUCCCGACGCCAUUGUCGCCGUUGCAAGACGACAAGGAACAAGGUCUAAAGUCUCACAAGAAGCGCAAGAAUUCAGAGGACGCAAGAUUCGAAAGGUGAGUCAACACUUCGAUUGCAGCCCGUGCGCUAACCCUUAGCAAUUCUUCGAUGUUCAAGCGGCGUGCGAUCAGCCCGU
Molecule: messenger RNA, 1270 nt
Organism: Protomyces lactucae-debilis
Lineage: Eukaryota; Fungi; Ascomycota; Taphrinomycetes; Taphrinales; Protomycetaceae
Exons: 2
Coding region: 253-1194 (313 amino acids)
Source: RefSeq, a predicted model, not a curated record